This is a messenger RNA of Galdieria sulphuraria, 1320 nucleotides long. RefSeq names its product regulator of chromosome condensation. Bases 24 to 1298 code for a protein of 424 amino acids. The record is from RefSeq and is a predicted model, not a curated record. Lineage: Eukaryota; Rhodophyta; Bangiophyceae; Galdieriales; Galdieriaceae. The transcript is spliced from 6 exons.
CAAUAGAGAGAAAUCCAAUUGAUAUGUUUUCUUAUUAUGGGAAGAAGAAUAUUCUAUUCAUAAGGUUUAUAUAUCAUAAUCGUUACUCUUACAAGUCAAAAGGAAGAAGAAGUAUUGUAUAUGCUUGGGGUAACUCGGACGGUGGUUGGACUGGUCAUUUGCCUAGUGAAGAAUAUGAAGACCACGUUUCAGGUGCUACUUCUGUAUAUCGACCCAAAAUAGUCGCAUCCUUACAAAAUAAAAGUAUUCGAGAUGUCGCUUGUGGUCAAGGAUUCACUUUAUUUGUUACUCAACAAGGCCAAGUGUAUUCUUCUGGUGUAGGUAGAUAUGGUCAGUUGGGUUUAGGUUCGUUGAAAGAAGUAGAAGGAAUCACUUUGAUUGAUUCCAUACCUGAAAAAGUAAUAACUUGUGCUGCGGGAGAUAGACAUUCCUUGUUUGUCACAGAACAAGGCCAUCUUUAUUCAUGUGGUUAUGGAAAGCGUGGAGAAUUAGGAUUAGGAACCAUUAGUCGACGUAUGGAAACUCCUCAACUAGUAGAAUCUUUGGCUAGAGAAGAGGAAAAAAUCAUCAAAGUUGCAGCGGGACAUGGAUUUUCUAUAGCUUUGUCGGAAUCUGGCAAGGUCUACAGUUUUGGUUCAGCAAACGAUGGACAUUUAGGACAUGGAGAAGUACCUGGUGGAAUUUUCUUAUGGGAACCAUUUCAUUCUCAUAGAAAUAUGGAAACGAGUCCUCGUUUGAUAAGAGCGUUAGAAAAGGAACAAAUGGAAUAUAUUUCAUGUGGUUCAGGACAUGCGUUUGCUAUCAAUAAGGAAGGUGUAGCUUUUGGUUGGGGUUGUGGUCGAUAUCACUGUUUUGCAACUGAUAAUGAAGUCAAUUGGGAACAACCUCAAGCCUUGUUUCAUCUUCCUGGUCCUUGGAAACAAAUAGUUUCUGGAGGAGCUCAUACUUUAGGACUUACAAAAGGAGGUCAAGUUUGGGCUUGGGGUGUUAACCAUUUUGGAUGUUUAGGUGUCGGAGAACAACGUACUUCUCCUGGAGAACCUCGAAUAGUAGAGAAACUAUUACAACAGGCAAAAGAACCUAUACAAUGGAUUGCAGCUGGAUGGUUCUUUUCUAUGGCUGUAGAUAGUGAAGGAUAUGUGUACAGUUGGGGACGUGGACAUGCCGGAGCACUUGGAACAGGAGAAGAAGAAGAUAAAUGGGAACCAGUUGCUAUUCAAAAUGAACAAGGAGAACCUCUUCAAGUGGAUCGAAUCUAUGCUGGAUUUAAUUAUGCCAUCGCAGUCAAAGAUGAAUAGAAAGAAAAAUGCAUUCUUCUUU